AUGGGCUCCCAUCCCGUCGAGUUUGGUGAACGGACAGCGGGGUCUGAGGUUGCCAAGGUGUUUGCAGACCGGAUUCGGGCAAAGAAAAUCUUGGUGACGGGCGUCAGUCCCAAGGGGAUCGGGUCAUCCACCGUCUUGAACCUCGCAUCUCAAAGCCCUAGCCUUCUGAUUUUGGCCUCCCGUACCAAGGCCCGGCUUCAAGAGGUUGCAACCCAGAUUUCGGCAAAGUACCCCAGCACGCGAGUUGAAAUUGUCAUCCUAGAUCUGGGAUCACAAAAGGCGAUUCGCCAGGCAGCUGCCGACGUUACCGCCCUGACCGACAAACUUGAUAUCCUCAUCAACAACGCCGGCAUCGUUGUGACAUCCCGCCAAGCGACACCCGAAGGCAUCGAGCAGCAGUUUGGAACCAACCAUAUCGGCCCCUUUUUGUUCACAAACCUCCUCCUGCCCCUGUUACGCAAGGCGGCUGAGUCCAACCCCCCUGGUGCGACUCGCAUCGUGUCUCUUACCAGUGCCGGCCACAGGCUCUCCCCGAUCCGCUUCUCCGACUACAACUUCGAGGGCAAACCGGUCCCCCCCGAGGAAGACCACGUCAAACCGCUCGCAGGCGCUUUUGGCAAGUGCGCCCCUGACGGAUACAAUGGCAUUGUCACGUACGCGCAGUCGAAGACGGCAAACAUCCUGUUCACCGUUUCCCUCCAAAAGCACUUAUCAAAAAGCGGAAUUUCCGCCUACGUCCUCCACCCUGGCACCAUUGAGACGGAUCUCAGCCGGGACCAAGACGAUGAACUCACCGCCCAAUUCUACAAGGUUGCGCCGUAUUGGAAGACCCCCGACGAAGGCAGUUCGACGACGCUCGUAGCUGCAUUGGACCCGGCUCUGAAUGAGAUCAACGGCCUCUACCUUUCCGACUGCCAGUUCACCAAGCCCGCGCCUCAUGCCAGUGAUCCCGUUACCGCUGACCGGCUGUGGAGCCUCAGCGAAGAACUGGUCGGAGAGAAGUUCUCCCUGGGAAGUUGA
This is a messenger RNA of Chaetomium fimeti, 1020 nucleotides long. RefSeq lists its product as uncharacterized. The record is from RefSeq and is a predicted model, not a curated record. Bases 1 to 1020 code for a protein of 339 amino acids. NCBI's taxonomy places the organism in Eukaryota, Fungi, Ascomycota, Sordariomycetes, Sordariales, Chaetomiaceae. The transcript is spliced from 4 exons.